Molecule: messenger RNA, 1993 nt
Organism: Raphanus sativus (radish)
Lineage: Eukaryota; Viridiplantae; Streptophyta; Magnoliopsida; Brassicales; Brassicaceae
Exons: 2
Coding region: 280-1848 (522 amino acids)
Source: RefSeq, a predicted model, not a curated record
UGAAGAGUUGAAGUCAGCGGAAAAAAGAAAGUCGACCGACGACGUCGCCUUGAAGUCAGUUAGAGAGAGUGGUUAAGAAAAUAUUUAAAGUGGGGAAGGAAAGGAAGCACGAGUUUUGACGUUACUCUCUAACUCUCUUUUCUCCUUGUCCCUAGAUCCAAGAACUCGCUCACACUUAUUACCUUUCCUUCUUUGAUCUUUCAUCUUCGCCGUUAUUAGAAGUUUUACUUCGGCUGAUCAAACUUUUCCAGGGUUUGGUUUGGGAGUUUUUUUUUUAAAAUGGGGAGAUCAUCGCCGAGAAGAGGGCAGAGAUCAAAGGGAGUGAAGGUCAAACACUGUCUUCAGUUCACUCUGUUGCUCGCUGUGGGGAUAUGGCUUCUUUAUCAACUCAAGCAUUCACAUGUUGAUGACAAGAAAGGUGCUGCAAAGAUUGUUUCUGCUGGGGAGGAGGAUCAAGUGGUGAAGCUGGGAAGGAAAGAUGUUAACCGUGGUGGUGUCGUCGAGGAGACUAAGAAGAAUGAUGAAGUGAUCAAGAAUGAAGAGGAGAUUUUAGAGAGGGAGGAGGAGAGAGGCGAGGAGGAAGGGAGUAAUGACAAGGAAAGUCAAGGUACAGGGAAUGAAGAAGGGGAGGAUGAGAGUGAGACGAGUAGUGAAGAAGCUAGAGAGAAGAAUUACAAGGGUGAUGAUGCUUCCAGUGAGGUGGUUCAUGAGAUGGAGGAGGAAGAGAGUAAGUCUAAUAUUACUGAGACUGUCAGUUUCCAUGAAGACGAGUCUGGUCCAAAGACUGAACAACUAGUUAAAGAUUCUGUUAUUAUUAAUAAUAGUAAUGUUUCUUCUAACACAACCGAGGGGAAUCGAAGUGAUGAUGAUGGUGAGCAACAAGAGACUAAGACUGAAGCAGGGGAGAACACAGGAGGUGACAACGAGUCUGACGAAACAGUAACCAAGAGUGUGGUGUUGGAGAAGGGGUUCUCUGAUUCUAAUGGUGAAUUGCCUGAGAGUAGUAACCAGUCGGCUUCUAAUGCAACUGAAAAGACCAUUGGUUAUCAAGAAACUAGAAAUGAAGAAGACGAGCGGGAGAAGAUACAAUCUUCUAAGAUACAAUCUUCUCAACUCUCAUCUGAAGUGGAGAGUAAAAGCAAAGAGGAGUCCUUGUCCCAAGACGAUAGUAAAGAGGAAGGACCCCAGAAAAAGAAGAAAGAGGACUCUUCAUCCCAAGAGGAGAGUAAAGAAGAAGAGGGACAUAAGAAGGAGAAAGAAGAGACUUCACAACAAGAGGAAAAGGAGAAAGGAGAGGCUUCUUCGCAAGAGAAGAAUGAAAACAAAGAAACUGAGAACAUUGAGAAAGUAGAGUCUUCGUCCCAAGAGGAGGGUGUGAGCAAAGAAACUGAGAACAAGGAGAAAGGAGAGGCUUCUCUAAAAGAGGAGAACACUGAGAAAGUCCAGUCUUCGUCCCAAGAGGAGAAUGUGAGCAAAGAAGCCGAGAAGAGCGAGAAAGAAGAGUCCUCAGAAUCUCAGCAAACGGAAAGCACCGACAGCGAGAAGAACAUUGAACAGGUGGAAUCUACUGAUUCUUCAAACACACAGGAGAAGAGUGACGAACAUGAAACUGAUGGAAACAAGAGUCAGCCUGGCAGCCAGCAAAGCAAGUCGGCUGCUAAUGAUAUACAGAAAACAGAGAAUGACACAUCAAAAACAGAGUCGGACAAGGAGAAGAAAGACAACAAAACCGGUGAAACAGAGGAGUCCCAAAACGAUCAAGAGCAUACUAAGGACGCUGGAACAGAUCUGAAAACUCAGCCCGAGUCUAACAAUGGAUUCACCAACGACAAAGUUGCUGCUGAGUGAGUCCCUUUAACCAAAGUUGUCUGUCAUGUACUGUUGUAUACUACAUAUACUCGAAAAUACUUUUUUCAUAUCACUGGAACUAAUCCCCAAUUAGUAGUACUGAGUUUUGAAACCAAUCAAUAUAUGAAAUAAAACCAUUAUAUCU